UUUGUUACACGCUGCAGCUGUAGCUGGAUCUCUAUCAUGCUGGCACUGGGCUCUUGAACUGGUCAAGUCAAGUAAUUAGUUACAGUUCAAUAGUCAGUUGUUUUGGCUUUUGCAAGCAAUCUGGGUUGUGUUGAUGCCAGCGAAGCUAGUAUCUCCGGGUUUCUCGUUUUCAAAUCGACCUUCCAAGUAUGUCGUCGCUGAGGUGUCAAUCGCAGCCAUCGUUGAUAGACAGCAUGCGAUGCUUGGCCGCUGACAUAGACACGUCAUCAUGUACCAUCACCAAACACUGCACCUACCAGGAGGAAUUUCUCUUACAGUUUGUUCCACCGAACGUGGCCCCUCCGUUGUCGGCUAUUGCUGCGCCUACAACUCGUGGCUACGUACUGGCCUCUUCCUACGUGCCAACGGACGGCGAGGACACGGACAGGCCGGAGCGUCAUCAAGUUGCUGGCUUGCAAUCUCCUGUGACCAUUGUCCAGUGUGGUGGUGGUGGUAGUGCUGCUGCUGCUGCAAAGGACGGCGAUCGGUUGCAGUGUAUGCCAGAGCUGUGGCAUGCUGCGAAGCAGUCAGAUCAGCGUGUGCAUGUAUCAACGCCAUUGAGCAGUGCGGCACUGUCACCGUUGACAGCUGACGACGCACGGUAUUUGAUGUCAGAAUAUUCCAGCACUCUGCGGCCUGGCAAUGAAGCUCUCCCGCCGCUGUGGGUGUUGUGUAGCCCAUCCAAGCCCACACAGCUUCUGUGGCUAGCUGGCCAGUGUAAGCUGAAGGCUGGCGAUACAGAGCAAAGUGACUCCUCGCCACCUCCAUCUGUCGUGCCCCAGCUACUGUCUUGUCGCUUUCUCGGCACAAUUCUGCGCCCGUCAUCGUUGCUCGACAGUCCGACGUCGUUCUACGCUUUGCCUUCGUUGCACAAGUUGCUUUCGCACGGUUGUGUCCCGCUGGACGUUGAUGGUGGCCUUGAUAUGCAGGAGCGAUGUGGCCUGUUCACAGCCGAGUACGAGAUCAUCGGCAGUCUAUCUAACUCCACAUCGGAGAUGUCCAUGGACACAUCGAUGCUGGACGAGGCGGAUCUCGGCGGCAGUCUGCUUGUGGUACGCUACAGCUGGGAACGCUCAUCCACCGUCCUGUGCUAUCCAACAUCGGCAGCGUCAUGUUGUGUGCUCGUCCGUGCCGUGAGCAAGGAUUUGAGAUCACCAGCCGCCCGCCUUCUGCGAGAGCUCAAUCAGCUUGAGGCAUGGGUGCAGUUGUUUGGCUUGGAGGACAGCUCUGCCAGGGUCGAGUGGCGGCAAGGUGACUCGGCCGCUGAGACAGCCGUGGACCGCACGGCAGGGUUUCUGCAAAAGGUGCAAACCUGCACAGCCGAGGACCUGAUGCAAUGGCGUCCGGACGAAGGCCGGCAAGCGGACCUGGACGCAAUCAGCAGUCACAUGCUACCGCUGAGACAGGAUCUGGACUUCACACAGCUGUUCUGGCUGCUCGCCAAAGAUGCUGUCAGCAUCAAGGAUGUGUCUCGCUGUCUGCUGCAAGUGUCACGCUGUCUGUUCAAGCAGGAGAUCCAGCCAAUGGUGUACCGGGAGAACAUCACCGCCCUGGCUGAUCUGGUGCGUCAGUGUCUGCAGUGUACUACGCAGGACCAGCUCACGCAGGUGUCUGCCAACGUGCUCAGUGCAACGGGGUCCAGUCUUCUCCGAGCCCUGUCCGUCCUCUUGCAGACGGGAUUCUACAAGCUGGAGCGCGACUUUGUCCACUUCUUUGUCAGUGAAGAGCUCGCAACUUGGAAUCAACUGGCACCGUUCUUAAUCACAUCCUUCCCGCCGGCGUCUUCUCUUGAGCAGACGCAGGGCGAGGUGUUUGCCUGGUUCUGUCGCCAGUCCGAGCGGUUACGCGCUCUCCACUGCUGCCUGGAGCUGGUCAUGAUGUGCCGCGUCUAUCUCAGUCUGCCGUCGGACAGUUUGCGCAUGCUACUCAGGACGGCCCUGGAGUAUUAUGCCAAACAUAGCUACAAGGAUAUGCCAGUCUUCUGCCUCUCUCUUGCCAAGAAUGCCAAGGACUGCCUGGAGAUCUGCACCAGGAAUUUGCCCAGCAACUGGUCAUGCAGCGUCACGUCACGAGGUAGCCGUACUGUGCUGCAGCUAUCAACUUCACCGCCGCACGCCAGCCUUGAGGAGGAUGAAGUUCAGAUGGCGGACGGCAAGGCUCUCACCUGUUUCUACGUCACACAGAGUGUGGUACCUGCAUAGUCUGCAGCAGCGUGCUUCAGGCUACAUCCGUCCACAGUCCAUCAGGGGACCCAGCCAACUGCUAUGACAUCGAUAUGGGUGUAACACCUGUGAUUUCCUGCCUACUGCAAAGUAACAUCACCUCCGUCACCCAUUGGUCUUGGAUGCUGUUUCUGAUUUGAGAUUCUGGCCUGCUCCCUUCUACUGAUUGUUAUCCAAUACAACACUUCUGAAGGCCUCAGUAAGGAGCACACAGAUAACCAUGUUCAUUUACAGCUGCAAACAGAGAGGCUGACAGAACAUGGCAACUGCACUUGCCCGCUUGAACACAGCCUGAACUAUUGUAGCGUUGCCAUAUGCCAGCAACACGUAGCUCUGGAGUAUUCUUGUGUUGUGUAUAUUGUGAAAGCACAUGGUCUCUGCCGCAAAUCUGGCUAACUUUACUUCUUUUUUUUACAUGGUCUCUUGACAAGGACAACUCUUUUAUUUGUAAGCAUUUUUCUAUCUUAUUCCUAUUGUUAGAUGACAUGCGUUCUGUUGGUGUUGCUACUUGCCAGCCGGCCCUGUUGCUGCGGCACCGCUUGUUAGCUGUAGAUGCUGCUGCUGAUAAUGAUGAUGAUGAUUGUCACAUAUCUUGUUAUUUUUUACUCUGUGCACUCAUGUGUUUCUGUGUGUGUGUGUGUUAACGUGUGUUGAUUUUGCCUCAACGAUCGUUGCGGUACGACGUCACCUACCAGGUUCUUGUUUUGCUCAUGCAACACGCAUUUUUUUCAAAAUUCAUGAUUUCCGUGCACCUUUGUGACAUUCAGAUACCUGUAUGUAGCAGGACUGUCCGACAGGAUUGAUGCCCAUGUGUUGCUAGUAAUUGAGUUUUCAUCUCUCUUUAUUCUUCUCAAUGAUUACUAGUCAUUUGUAGGGAAAAAUCCGUUUACUCAGUGGGUUUUUUUCAUGUUGUUUGCUUCUUUUUUCGUGUUCUUUUCCAAGUGGACAUGUGCUCUCUCGUCCUUGCUCUGGCGGGCCUCUUCAUCUUGAUGAGUGUUUCAGUCGAAAUUGAACACCUCCAACAUUGUUGUUUUUUGUA
Molecule: messenger RNA, 3300 nt
Organism: Sycon ciliatum
Lineage: Eukaryota; Metazoa; Porifera; Calcarea; Leucosolenida; Sycettidae
Product: protein zwilch homolog
Exons: 22
Coding region: 189-2240 (683 amino acids)
Biological process (GO): mitotic spindle assembly checkpoint signaling; protein localization to kinetochore
Cellular component (GO): RZZ complex
Source: RefSeq, a predicted model, not a curated record